AUGAUGGCGGUUAAGCUUGAUAUGUCAAAAGCCUAUGACCGAGUGGAAUGGCCUUUCGUGCAAACAGUGUUGAGGAGUAUGGGUUUUCCAGAGGGUAUGGUAGCAGUCAUCAUGAG
Trifolium medium is the source of this 116-nucleotide messenger RNA. The record is from the annotation of a GenBank genome assembly. NCBI's taxonomy places the organism in Eukaryota, Viridiplantae, Streptophyta, Magnoliopsida, Fabales, Fabaceae.